UGUGUGUGUGUGUUUAUGUGUGUUUGUGUGUACGAAAGGCAAACGGGAUGUUUACUGGGAAGAGACACACCGACCUGUUCGUCCUGUACUGUGAUAGGAUUUCUUCAAUUUCUCUAAUUUCUCAAAUUAAUAACUGCUGCUGUCUCAUUCACAACACUCACGAGCUACCCGGAGCCACGGAAGAGUCUGAAGAGGAGUAUUCUCAGCCUCGGGUACUUCUGUCAACAAGAAAUGGAAUACUGCUUCCUGGCCUUCGCUUAAUUCUAGUGCAGGUACAUGCCUCUGCACUGAAGCAAAGCAGAGACGGAGUUCUGCUCUAGAAUCUGUUCUGAAGGACUCAGGCGCCCAGGUCUGUUCAUAAGCACAAUGUAAAUGUAAAGAAGUCCUUGAGGAAAUAUAUCAUUACAGCUUACAUCACCCACCCACUUUUGUGGGUUAGCGCAAUGCUAGCAUGACACCGUAGGACCCCCGGCCCUUGUGUCCGGCCCGUCCGUUGCCAUUGGAACAAGAGGCAAAGAUGGCAAAGCCCUUCUACAGACUUCAGCGCUUCUUGCGGCGGACUCAGCUGCUGUUCAUGUUCCUCGGCGUGGCCUACAUCAUGGCGGGAAGCGUGCUCUUGCUGCAGAGGUCUGGACUGGUGAUAUCUCAGCGUGGAAGUAGCAGCAGUUUCCUCAUACCACCCUCGCUGCCUUCACCGCCCAGGGCUCUGGAGCCUCCUGCCAUCAGGGCCAGGUAUGGGAUGAUGGGUCCUCGGUUGAGCAUAAAAGGACAUCAAGGGAGCCAGCCGGAGGACUGGUCUGGACCACAGUGGCUGAUGUCCCGCAACCAAGAGAUCAGGCACCUGCGGCGGCGAUGGUUCCAUAGCCUUAUGUCUGAGCAGGACACGACCAGAGCUGAGAGGGUCAGUCUGAAGAGGAAAGUCAGACACAAAGGGACGUACAUCGGCUGUUUUCUGGACGAUGCUAAGGACCGGUCGCUGAAGGGCAUGGUGUUCUACGACUUCCGCAAAAUGACCAGCACCCUGUGUCAGGACACCUGCACUGAAAGUGGGUACCAGUUCGCUGGGCUGGAGUAUGGGUCCGAAUGUUACUGUGGCAACCGCAUCACCAGUGCUCGGAUGAAGGAGGAAGAGUGUAAUUUGGACUGCAAGGGAGAAAAGGGCUCUAUCUGUGGAGGCGUGGCCCGCCUGUCCGUCUACAAGGUGGAAGAGGUUCUUCCAGGCCAGAGGAGAUACAGGAACGUCCGUUAUCGUGGCUGCUUCAAGAGACCAGACAACACCACAGCAGCCGCCCUGGUCCACAUGGUCCAGCCCAACCUCACGUCUCAGAGCUGCAUCGAGGCCUGCAUGGACAAGGAGUUUCCUUUAGCCAUGCUGAGCAGACCAGACUGCUUCUGUGGCUAUUCCACUCCACACUUCUCCCUCCACGAGCCGGUGGAUGAAGAACACUGCGCCCUGGUUAACAGCAGCCUGCCAACCUCAAAACCCAGUUCAUAUUUCCUCCAGGUCUACCAGACGCCCGUGCAGGACUCGAGAUGCACAGAGAGGAAGUUCCUGCCUGAGAAGUCGAGUUGGCUGGUGGCUCUGUCUAGUUUCCCUGGAGCUGGGAACACCUGGGUGAGGCACCUGAUUGAGCUAGCGACCGGAUUUUACACAGGCAGCUACUACUUCGAUGGAACCCUUUAUAACAGAGGCUUCAAGGGCGAGAAAGAUUACUGGAAAAGUGGACGGACCAUCUGUGUGAAGACGCACGAGAGCAGCAAGAGGGACAUAGAGAUGUAUGACUCAGCCAUCUUGCUCAUCAGGAACCCCUACCGCUCCCUCAUGGCCGAGUUUAACCGCAAGUGUGCCGGCCACCUUGGCUACGCCUCUGACCAGCACUGGAAGAGCAAAGAGUGGCCGGAGUUCGUGGGCAGUUACGCGUCCUGGUGGGCGUCUCACGUGCUGGACUGGCUCCGCUUCGGCCCGAGGCUGCUGGUAGUUCAUUACGAGGAGCUGCAGGAGUCGCUGGUACCCAGGCUGCGCUCCAUCACCACCUUCCUCAACGCCACCGCCAGCGAGGAGCGCCUCCUGUGCGCCGAAAACAACAAGGAUGGACACUUCAAGCGCUCCGGCUCCCAUCGACCCUCUUUUGAUCCCUUCACCCCUGACAUGAGGAGGCUGAUUGAUGGUUAUAUCGGCGCUGUGGACCAGGCUCUUAGAGCCAGCAACCAUACAGGCCUCCCUCAGGAAUACCUCCCGAGAUGAUGAGGGUUCUGGAUAUAGACUGGACAUAGAACUACAGUACACGUAUACAUACAUACACACACUGAACCUGGCCCUCCAGGUCGAGGGGAUCAGGUAUUGCUGCCAAGAUCUCAACAAUGUCCCAUUCAAGAUUUCAGGAGUUGGACAAUGAAACUGAAACACCUGUCAUUUUAGUGUGGGAGGUUUCUUGGCUAAAUUGGAGCAGCCUGGUGGCCAAUCUUCAUUAAUUGCACAUUAUUGCACCAGUAAGAGCAGAGUGUGAAGGUUUUGCAGUUUUGCUCAAAAUAUUGCAAUGCACACAACAUUAUGGGCAACAUACCAGAGUUCAAAAGAGGACAAAUUGUUGGUGCACGUCUUGCUGCUGCAUCUGUGACCAAGACAGCAAGUCUUGUGAUGCAUCAAGAGCCACGGUAUCCAGGGUAAUGUCAGCAUACCACCAAGAAGGACCAACCACAUCCAACAGGAUUAACUGUGGACGCAAGAGGAAGCUGUCUUCAACUGUCUUCAACUCUCCUGUUUCCACCAGAACUGUCCAUCGAGACAAUACAUUAUUGUGGUCUAAAACAGGUGUUUCAUUUUCAUUGUCCAACCCCUGUAUAUUAUAUAUAAUUGCUGUCGGAACAAAACCUUAUAGUUCUUAGAUCUAUUCAUAUUAAGUAUGUGAAUCUACAAAAGUCAUUUACUGAAUAUUUGGCAACCAGAAUUAUUUGUCCAAAAAUUACAAAAAAAAGCACAGUUUAAAAUAAAAGACCUAAUGAUUUAUUCAGAAUAAUGACUUAUUAAUAACUUAUUAAUAAGUCAUAUUGUGCUUUUUUUUCCAGAAUUAUACUGGGUAUAGUUUUAUACUGGUUUGGCUUUCUUGAGUCUACUAGUACUUGUGUGUUUAGUUACAGUUGGGUUAAGCUAAGGUAGUUUGAUAUCUGAGGGAGCUUUUAGCCUAGCACAGAUCUCCGUUUUGCCCUCCAUGCAUUUUGCUUUUUCAUGUACCAGGUAAAUAUAUAUUUUGAGGCCGUAAACAUACAGCUCUGGAAAAAAUAAGAGACUACUAAAAAAUGAUAAGUUUCUUUGAUUUUACUAAAUUGAAAACCUCUGGAAUAUAAUCAAGAGGAAGAUGGAUGAUAAAAAUCCAUCAAACCAAACUGAACUGCUUGCAUUUUUGCACCAGGAGUAAAGGCAUAAAGUUAUCCAAAAGCAGUGUGUAAGACUGGUGGAGGGAAACAUGCCAAGAUGCAUGAAAACUGUGAUUAAAACUAGAACUCUUAAAACUUUAUGAAUAUUAACUUGGUUUCUUUGCAUUAUUUGAGGUUUAAAAGCUCUGCAUUGUUUUGUUAUUUUAGCCAUUUCACAUUUUCUGCAAAUAUGCAGAAUGCUCUUAAUGACAAUAUUAUAAUUUGGAAUUUGGGAGAAAUGUUGUUUGUAGAUUAUAGAAUAAAACAAAAAUGUUUAGUUCACUCAAUUAAUAACCUAUAAAUAGCAAAAUCAAAGAAACUGCUUCAGAAACUGAAGUGGUCUCUUCAUUUUUUUCCAGCACUGUAUAUAUGAUGAGACAAGACGCAAGAAUUUUGGCACAAUCUUGGAAUUUUGGGUGUUUUUACACCCAUGCACACAUGUGCACCUAUUAUAAAACUAUGCCCAGAAAACACAGUUUGCCAUUCUAGAGCUCAUUAAUAGUCAGUGUAAGAUUUUUUUUUUUAUAUAUACAACACAUUUUGGACCAUUUUACUGGUCUAUAUGUCAAAAAUAUAACAGACAAAUAGGGCAGAACAUGGAAGGUUUUGUUCUGACAGCAAUAAAAUAUACAGUACUAACAUACAGUAAGUCCCCAGCUUUGUAUUAAGGGCUUUGUUGGGUCCUAAAUGUGGUUAGUGAAGGGAUUUGAAAAUUCCACACUUUAUGAACUAUUUUCCAGUGGAGACUUGCCAUUGAAACAGAACGUGAUCGUGUUUAAAUGCUGCAGAGAAGAUUUAUAAAGGAUUACAUCUUGUGAGAUUAUGAUUAUGAUUAAAGGUGCAGGGAAAAUGUCUGGGAUUGACUCAUG
Molecule: messenger RNA, 4283 nt
Organism: Astyanax mexicanus (Mexican tetra)
Lineage: Eukaryota; Metazoa; Chordata; Actinopteri; Characiformes; Acestrorhamphidae
Gene: wscd1a
Product: WSC domain-containing protein 1
Exons: 9
Coding region: 518-2245 (575 amino acids)
Molecular function (GO): sulfotransferase activity
Source: RefSeq, a predicted model, not a curated record